Molecule: messenger RNA, 8991 nt
Organism: Manis pentadactyla (Chinese pangolin)
Lineage: Eukaryota; Metazoa; Chordata; Mammalia; Pholidota; Manidae
Gene: TSC1
Product: TSC complex subunit 1
Exons: 24
Coding region: 591-4076 (1161 amino acids)
Biological process (GO): negative regulation of TOR signaling; negative regulation of cell population proliferation; regulation of cell cycle
Cellular component (GO): TSC1-TSC2 complex
Source: RefSeq, a predicted model, not a curated record
UUCCGCCCGUCCCCGCCCCCUUGUCUUACAAACGCUCCUCGGUUCUUUCUACACUGGUUCGCGUCCUCAGGAAUGAGCAGAACGGCAUCUUCCGUCCAACGGGGCUGUCAACCGUGGUCGUCUGUCACUGAGCUCGGUGGAGAGACGAGACACAGCUGGGGACUUAUUUUCGUGGCGGAGGUCGCAGUCGGCUGUGGACAUUUCACCGCGGGGGAGGUGCUGUACGUCCAAGAUGGCGGCGCCCUGUAGGCUGGAGGAGCUGUGAGGUAAACAGCUGAGAGGGAGGAGACGUUGGAUGCGCCUCUUCAGGUAAAAGAUCCACGGGAAUUGAUUGCAGGAGGAAGGCAGUAUGACUCACUGGAUUAACAUCUGGUUUAAAGAUUCUGAAGUUUGGAGACUCCUGUGUUUUCUUUCUCCCUCUCUGUUGGGUUGCAUGACUGUGGCCAGUGACCAUGAAAGACACCAGGUUGACAGCACUAGAAACUGAAGUACCAAUUGUCCCCAGAACAGUCUAGUUGUGGCACCCAUGAAGAGCAUUGAGAGGCUUUAAUGCACACCACGGACCCAGCGCAGCACAUCUGUGUAAGAGAAUGGCCCAACAAGCGAAUAUCGGGGAGCUCCUCUCCAUGCUGGAUUCCCCCGUGCUGAGUGUGCGUGACGAUGUAACAGCUGUCUUUAAAGAGAACCUCAGUUCUGAUCGUGGUCCAAUGCUUGUAAACACCUUGGUGGAUUAUUACCUGGAAACCAGUUCUCAGCCUGUCCUGCACAUCCUGACGACCUUGCAAGAACCACAUGAUAAGCACCUCUUGGACAAAAUGAAUGAAUGUGUGGGCAAGGCCGCCUCUCGGUUAUCCACCCUCUCGUUACUGGGGCACGUCGUAAGGCUGCAGCCAUCUUGGAAGCAUAAGCUCUCUCACGCACCCCUUUUGCCUUCUUUACUAAAAUGUCUCAAGAUGGACACCGAUGUCGUUGUCCUCACAACAGGUGUCUUGGUGUUGAUAACCAUGCUACCAAUGAUCCCACAAUCGGGAAAACAGCAUCUUCAUGAUUUCUUUGAUAUUUUUGGCCGUCUUUCAUCGUGGUGCCUGAAGAAACCAGGCCACGUGACAGAGAUCUAUCUCGUCCAUCUCCAUGCCAGUGUUUAUGCCUUCUUUCAUCGCCUUUAUGGAAUGUACCCUUGCAACUUCGUCUCCUUUCUGCGUUCUCACUACAGUAUGAAGGAAAACUUGGAGACUUUUGAAGAAGUGGUCAAGCCAAUGAUGGAGCAUGUGCGAAUUCAUCCGGAAUUAGUGACUGGAUCCAAGGACCAUGAACUGGACCCUCGAAGGUGGAAGAGAUUAGAAACACACGAUGUUGUAAUAGAGUGUGCCAAAAUCUCUCUGGACCCUACAGAAGCCUCAUAUGAAGAUGGCUAUUCUGUGUCUCACCAAAUCUCCACCCGCUUUCCUCAUCGUUCAGCCGACGUCGCUGCCAGCCCUUAUGUUGACACACAGAAUAGCUAUGGGAGUGUUACUUCUACUCCUCACCCCACCUCUCGACUGAUGUUGUUAACUAUGCCCGGGCAGCUACCUCAGACUCUGAGCUCCCCAUCGACUCGGCUGUCAACUGAGCCGCCACAAGCUACCCUUUGGAGCCCAUCCAUGGCUUGUGGUAUGACCACUCCUCCAACUUCUCCUGGAAAUGUCCCAUCUGAUCUGUCCCACCCUUACAGUAAAGUCUUUGGUACAACUGGUGGAAAAGGAACUCCUCUGGGAACCCCAGCAACUUCUCCUCCUCCAGUCCCGCUCUGCCAUUCGGAUGACUUUGUGCACGUUUCACUCCCGCAGGCCGCAGCCACGCCCCCCAGGAAGGAAGAGAGAGCAGAUUCUGCAAGGCCCUGUCUACACAGACAACAGCUGCUGAAUGACAGAGGACUAGAAGAGCCAUCUGGCGGCAGAGGUCCCGUCACUCUGAGUGAUCUUCCAGGGUUUUUAGGUGGCCUGGCCUCUGAGGAAGACAGCUUUGAAAAGGAUAAAGAAGAAGCCGCAAUAUUUAAAGAACUCUCUGAGAUCACGACGGCCGGCGCCGAGCUCCUGGCUCCUCGAGGAGGCUUUGACUCUCCCUUCUACCGGGACAGUCUCCCGGGCUGUCCGCGGAAGACCCACUCGGCCGCCUCCGGGGCCCAGGGCGCCAGUGUGAACCCUGAGCCCUUGAACUCCUCCCAGGACAAGCUUGGGCCUGACGCACCAAAGCAAGCCUUUACUCCCAUAGACCUGCCCUGUGGCAGCGCGGAGGAAAGCCCUGCCGGGAGCAGGGAGCGCCAGGCUUCCCUGGAGACCAGCAUCCUCACGCCCAGCCCUUGUAAAAUUCCACCUCAGAGGGGAGUGGGGUUUGGAAGUGGGCAGCCUCCCCCAUAUGAUCAUCUGUUCGAGGUGGCAUUGCCCAAGACUGCCCGUCAUUUUGUCAGCAAGAAGACUGAGGAACUGUCACAGAAAGCGAAAGGCACCGCAGAGGAAGACUGUGCGCCGUCUGCCUCCCCAGUGGAAGUGCUGGACAGGCUGAUACAGCAAGGGGCGGAGGCUCACGGCAAGGAGCUCAGCAAGUUGUCUUUACCCAGCAAGUCUGUGGACUGGACCCACUUUGGAGGCUCUCCUCCCUCAGAUGAGAUCCGCACCCUCCGUAACCAGUUGCUUUUACUGCACAACCAGUUACUCUAUGAGCGUUUUAAGAGGCAGCAGCAUGCGCUCCGGAACAGGCGGCUCCUCCGCAAGGUGAUCAGAGCGGCUGCCCUGGAGGAACACAAUGCGGCGAUGAAAGACCAGUUGAAGUUACAAGAGAAAGACAUCCAGAUGUGGAAGGUUAGUCUGCAGAAAGAACAAGCCAGAUACAGUCAGCUUCAGGAGCAGCGAGACACGGUGGUGACCCAGCUCCACAGCCAGAUCAGACAGCUGCAGCAUGACCGGGAGGAAUUCUACAACCAGAGCCAGGAACUGCAGACAAAGCUGGAGGACUCCCAGGACAAGAUCGCGAAGCUGGGCCUGGAGCUGAGGAAUGCCAGAAGCAAGGUGUGCCACACUGAGCUGCUGCUCAGUCAGGUUUCCCAGAAGCUCUCAAACAGUGAGUCGGUCCAACAGCAGAUGGAGUUCCUGAACAGGCAGCUGUUGGUCCUCGGGGAGGUCAAUGAGCUGUAUUUGGAACAACUGCAGAACAAGCAUUCGGACACCACAAAGGAAGUGGAAAUGAUGAAAGCCGCGUACCGGAAAGAACUAGAAAAAAACAGAAGCCAUGUCCUCCAGCAGAAUCAGAGGCUGGAUACCUCUCAGAAAAGGAUUUUGGAACUGGAAUCUCAUCUGGCCAAGAAAGACCACCUUCUUUUGGAACAGAAGAAAUACUUAGAGGAUGUCAAACUCCAGGCAAGGGGACAGCUGCAGGCUGCGGAGAGCAGGUACGAGGCUCAGAAGAGGAUUACCCAAGUGUUUGAAUUGGAGAUCUUAGAUCUGUAUGGCCGUUUGGAGAAAGAUGGCCUCCUGAAAAAACUUGAAGAAGAGAAAACAGAAGCAGCUGAAGUGGCAGAAGAAAGGCUUGACUGUUAUAAUGACAGCUGCUCGAAUUCUGGAACAGGGCACAACGCAGAGGCGUCUGGCCACAACGGUGAGACCAGGCCCCCCAGACCUGGCUUUGCCCGGGGCAGUGGUGGGAGUAGAGGAGGUGGAGGCCGCUGCAGCAGUGAGCUUUCUGCCCCGGAGAAAACCCCACACCAGAGGGCAGGCUCCUUGGGCAGCCGGUGGGAAGCUGCCAUGGGAGAGCCCUCUGCCAGCAUCCCUGCGACUGUGGGCUCACUGCCCAGUUCAAAGAGCUUCCUGGGCAUGAAGGCUCGAGAGCUGUUCCGUAAUAAGAGUGAGAGCCAGUGUGAUGAGGACAGCGUGGCCAUCAGUAGCCUUUCCGAGACCCUGAAGACAGAGCUGGGCAAAGACUUGGGUGCAGAAGCCAAGACGCCCCUGAACCUGGAUGGCCCACACCCGUCUCCCCCCAGCCCGGGCAGUGUCGGGCAGUUCCAUAUCAUGGAUUACAAUGAGACUCAGCACGAACACAGCUAGGAUGGCGGCCAAUCAGUGUCACCUUGCAUAUUGCUGGCAUAGAACAGGAGGUGUGAUGCACGAUUCAAAGCUUUCCUAUUUCCGGGGUUUGAGUGGCUAGCUCACGCAGUGGGAAUGGGAUGGUCCUUUUAACAGCUGACUGAAUGCAGAACGGUUUUUGGGUCUGGUAUUAAGAUGCCUCUUCCUUCCCUCCCCCCACCCGCAAUCGUCUCUUAUGUUCCCAGCAGGGUGUACUGACCCAAGGGCCACUUUGCAUUCCUCAGCAGCUUUAUUUCCUCCCUUUCCCCAAAAUGGUUGCGUCCUUUGAACCUGUGCAAUAUGAGGCCAAAUCUAAUCUUUGAGUCUAACACAUCACUCUCUCCCUUCCCUAAAGCUCAGAUAACUGGGCUGGCUGGCUGUUGGCCCAGGUAAAUUGGUGGUGGUGCAGGUAAGUCCGUUUUUGUCCCUUCUCAGGAGGACAGUGUGAGCAGCUGACUAUCUUCACGUGAAAGCUUUUACGUGAGACUUUUCCUCUGCUUUUGGUUCUGAAGUUCAGCAUCUGAAGCAGCAGAUCUAGAAAAACAAUGGUGUCUUCACCCUUACGUUCUUUUGAUUUCCGAGAAAGUUCUGUGUGAACAAAUGUCUGUUGGUUGAGAAGUCUGGAGCUGGCACUGUGGAGACCCUACUCUCCUCUGUGAACAUUCUGUCCCUCCUUCCCCACUACCUCUUAUUUAUUUGCCAUUUGCUCGAAAGCUGGUACUGUUCUGACCACAGGUUGGGGUGUGGGUGGUAAAACCUGCCCUCUGCAGGGGGGAGGGUGGUGACUGCAGCAGUUGCCCAGGAAGCACUUGUGAUGAGGAGCUGCCCCUUCAGGCAUGGCUGAGCUUGCCGAGCCUCGUGGUGAAACCCCUCCAUCUGCCCGCCUCCCUUUGUGUCUCUCAGCCUGCCGUCCAUGUCAGCUGCCAUGUGGCGCUGCAGCAGAAAGGCCCUGAAGGCCCAGAGAGUUUCUUCAGAGCUCAGUGGCCACGUUUCUCAGGCUGUUAGAGUUGCCUCCCUGUAGGAGGUUCUGGGGCCCCGAAAAAGUAACAGCAUCUUUACACCAUUCUCGCUUUCAGAGGCCAACUGUUGAGGGAGCUUGGUGCUGUUAGUGACGGCAGAGCGCCCUAGAGCCGUCCUGGGGAGCGCUGACAAAGGUUGACUGCUGGGGAUCUCCCGGGCUGCCCGCACAUGCUCUGGAGAGGGGUACGCUCAGAACACCUGUGGUGGUGGCGCACCUGGGCUCUGGGCUCAGCACUCGCUCCUGAAGUCAGUGCUAGAUGCCCGAGAGCUGUGGCCUGAUCUUCCAGCUGAGGCAAGGGGGGGUGGGGGGGAAGAGCUGAGGAAUCUGAUGUUUUAUCCUUUUAGUUAAAACUUUUAGUUGAAAGGGUUCAGCCAUGAAGAGAGAAAAGGCAAACAGUAAUGGUACGAAAUCUUACUGCACAUGGAAGCUUUCAGCACGUGAGGGUAAAAGUCUCUUGUUUUCGUGUGGAAUAAGUAGUCUAGCAUCCCUACCCACAGGGAGCUGGGUAACAAGAGGCUCUGUCACCAUGGCUGUACUGGCAGGAGGCCUCUGGGGACGGGGUUUUCAGUUGUGACUGAUUGGCAGCCUGAGGAGGGUACGCCCCUGGCUGCGCGCGGCCCAGCAUGGCAUUGGCUACUGCUGCUGGGGUCCCACGUGGAGUGUUAGUGACACACACAGUUAACUCAGCCUUGUCUAAAGGAAAGCUUAAAACUGAAUACGUUCUUGUUUCCUAAUCCAGUUUUAGCAAAGGAAAACACAAGCAAGUUCAGAAAGGAAAACUGAAUACAGGGUAACUAUUGCAGCUGGUUCAAAACACUUACCCCCCUCCCCAAGCCCAAGAGAUCUGUGCCACAGAACAAAGAUAACCAGGCGCUUAAAUCAAAGCCUUUUCUCUAACUAGCAAAGGCAAGGAAGCCAGUGUGAAGGAAGAAAAACAUUAAAAAAUUUUUUUCAGUGGGUGGAUUGUACAAAUAGAGGGAAGAAGGAGGCAGCAUGGCUAAGUGGAUGGCGGCCCGUGCUGGCGCUCUGCAGGCAGCUCUCUGGCCCUGGGCACAUUCCUGGGGCCUGGGCAUCUGUUUGCUCAGCUUACAACCCUGCUGGUCCAGAAGAGCUGCACCCAGCUUCCUUUGGGUUCUAGGAGCCGUGCGUUUAAUCAGUCAGGGCUGGUAGAUUAAGACCUGGAGUCAUGUUGAAGUUACCCAUCUAAAAAUGGAGGUUUUUGUGUUGUAAAGAUCUCGAGUUAAUAGUAAGGUUUGGUUUGGUUUUAAAAUGAUAAACCUGCCAAGGAUCAGCAGGUCACUUGAUCACGUGGCGGCGAGUAUUAAACGAUGGACCCGCGGUGGAAGGGGAGCUCCCAAGGGAGACUUCAGGCCUGGGAACUGGCGGGGGAUUGGUGUUGGGGCAGAGCUGGCUUGGGACUGAGGGAGCAGCCUGGAGCCCAUGGGGGUCAGCCUGCCCACAGUGUCUCUUGAGCAGGCUUGCCUGCCUCAGAGCUGUUUGGCCAAAGUGCGUAACCCACUCUGACCCCCACCUGACACUAACUGGGGUCACAACAGGCUGGAGUCUGCUUCUUGGGCAGCAUGAAAUUUGUUUUUAAAAGAAGCACUACAGUACCAUUGGUGGGGGUGGAGGGGAGUGGAGCUUGGAGAUGACAGCAUGGCCUCCACAGGAAAAAUGAGUUCCUGAAUCUACUAUAGGAAAGAAGCACAUAGGUCUCCCAGACAGAACUUAAUAAAUUAAAAAAAAGUUUUUGACGAGGUUCUGCCAUAAAGUUUACAAGAAUUGUUAGUAUGGGAUUGGAAAAAAUACCUGGUCACAAGUAAGAAAACUGACUGAAAUCCAAAGGUAGGAGAUGAAGGUUGUUUCUUGGGUCAAGAGGUUUAACAGUCUCUCUGGAGAUGAGUGCUAGGGUCAGCCUCAUAAGGCCGGUGGUUGGACGUGGCCUCCUUGGGUUUGUCCCCAGACUGUUUCAGAGGAAGCUACCUGACCUUUGGGAUGAGCUGCAGAAGGUUCUUCGUAGGCUUCACGAGUGGAGAGAGAAGGGACAGAUAAGCUACUUUGUGAGCCAGAACGUAUGUACUGUGUUCAGGGGGAAAUAGUCCAAACUCUUCUUAGAAGUAACUGUAACAAUCCAGGAGAAGGUCCGGGAAACCCCUGACAAGAGAAAAUUAACCCACCAGGCCACCAUGGCCAAAGAGCCUGCACAUCAGAGUGACAGGAAACAGCACUCCAGACCCCGAGCCAGGCUCCCGGCAACAGCACAUGGAGUUUCUGGCGGUUUUGUCAAGAAACCAGUUGGAAAAGAGGAUGUACACAAUGAUCAUGGCGAUGAGAGGAUCUCUGUGAGCUGGACCAGAGGUUCAGACAUACAGUUAAGAAUUAAAAAAAGGUUUUUCUAUGUAGAGAGUGUAACAGAUACGCUGUGACUAGCCAAUGUGAAUUUUCACUGAAUCCUAGAGCAUGCCACUUGAAGUCAGAAGGAAAUAAUUGAAGAACAAAUGAAAGAAAGUACCGUGUGAAGCUACCUAGUCUCUCUCACUGAGAGCACUAAGAAGUGGUAGAAAGUGUGGACAGGUUCAAGGAGGGUUUGGGCCAGAGGGAAGGCUUAGUCCAGAACUGCAGUCAAGGCAGUGUCGCCACCUGCGGAUGCUUUCAGAAAGUCCUCUCUCUGGAGUAGCCCUUGGAGAAUAUCAGUCUCACCCAGGAGCUUGUGUCUCACUUGGGGAAGAAAGCUGCCUUAUGUAUUGGCCCAAAUCAGCACACCUUACUCUGCUACAUUUUCACUUUUUAAGGUACAUGCUGUAAAGUCAACCAGCAGUGGGUAUUGGAAAACGUAUCCAGUCUGAAGAUGUUUGUGUAUUUGUUUACAUCCAGAAUUCUGUGACGUGUGUCCCUGCCCUCCUCCCUAAGACCUCUGUAAAGGAAUUGAUUGCACUUGAUUAAGCUUCUCUCUAUAGGUGAAAGAGCAAGUUUAGGUUGGGGCCUGGCCUCUAGGCUGCUCCUGUGACCCUUGUCCCAUGUGGCCCAAAGGGUUCCCAUCCAUGACCCUCUGAUGCAACAGAGGAGAGCAGUGUUCCCGUCUUCUCCCUGCUGUUCUCCAGUCUGUAUAUGUUUACCGGAGAGAAGAGUGGCUACAGCCCCAGGGGAGACCUGCCUGGGAUGGUUGAGCACCUGUGCCCACUUCUCUGGCCCUCAAAUCAGUUGGUGAAGGCCAAGGACCUUUCUCCCCCUCUUCCCUUCCCAGUGCCACAAAAUUAUCCAUCCUCUGGGAUUAGUAGGCUAGUUGAACAGUUGGAGUCUUUUAGGGGAGACUCCUGAGAGUCUGAGAACCCCCCCAGACCGACCUGUCCACCCCUUUCCCCACCCCAUACAGUGUUUGGCAGGAGGGUACGGUGCUGCUGUGCAGCAGGUAUGUGGGCCUAUCAAAGAGGCAGCCGGGCAUUCUGCACUGGGAAGAAUCAGCGAUCACUUUUCAGGAGACUUCUAUGGACCAUAGGAAUAUAUUACGGAGGGACAGAUUGUGCUGAGAUGUAAUCUAGUUUUGUAAUUCAAUCAUGGGUAAUCAUAUGUGGCUAACUUGCAGUUUAAAGAGGUCCCAUCACUGAAAAUCAAAAAAAAUUUUGACUGCUUUUAGUUAAAUUUAAGAAAGUCAUCUCUUGUCAAAAGGUUUAAACUUUCCUGCCUCGAUCUUAAAAGCAUGUCAAACAAUCCCCAUCAGAUGGCCAUAAACGUGAACUGCAAGAGAAAAUGGUACAAUCUUAGUGAAUGAGAAUUGGAGUCAAAAGGGUUUGCUGUCCUUCUUAGAAUGUUCUAAAAUGUCAAGGCAGUUGCUUGUGUUUAACUGUGAACAAAUAAAAAUUUAUUGUUUUGCACUAC